UACAAAACCCGAAGACAUAGUUAAGCUAGUGGUACGAUGCCAUUCAUUUCCGAUCACCGACAAUAAUGAUGGGUGUCUUCUCUGGAUUUCCUCUUCUUUUCCUUCUUCCUUUUUGCUUUGCUUCCUUAGCUUUUGGAGCCACUUUGCCAGAAGACGAAGUGCAAGCUCUGAGAGACAUAGCACACACAAUUGGGAAGAAAAAUUGGAACUACAGCGUAGAUCCAUGUACUGGAAAGAGUAAUUGGAAUUCUUCCGAAAAAAAUGUUGUCACAUGCAAUUGUUCAUUUGUUAAUCACACUUGCCAUGUUGUAAGCAUCAUUUUAAAAGAACAAAAUCUUUCGGGUAUUAUCUCAGCGGAUCUGGUCAGAUUACCCUAUCUCCAACAAAUUGACUUCACUCGGAACUACCUUAAUGGUACAAUUCCUAAGCAAUUGGGAACCUUAAAUCUCGUCAACAUUUCCUUUCUUGGAAACCGUCUAACUGGUCCAAUCCCAAAGGAGCUUGGAAACAUCACCACUCUCAAAGCUUUAGUAUUGGAGUUCAAUCAGUUAUCUGGAAGUCUUCCUCUAGAGCUUGGGAAUCUUACCCAGAUUGAAAAACUGCAUCUAACCUCCAACAAUUUCACUGGAGAGUUACCUGCAACAUUGGCUAGGCUCACAAUAUUGAAGGAACUUAGAAUUGGCGACAAUCAAUUCUCUGGAGCAAUACCCAAUUUUAUACAGAGCUGGAUAAAUCUUGAGAUACUGUGUGAUUAUACUUUUUUCUCCUUUUCUUUAAUGAACUUUAGUUGUUUUAAUUUUUUUAACGUAAUGUCGCCUUAUCCAAAACAUAUUUUUAGUGUUAUGCAAGGGAGUGGUUUGAGUGGGCCAAUUCCUUCUGGAAUUUCAAUUCUGAGAAAUCUUACUGACUUGAGGGUCACUGACUUGAAUGGAUCUGAUUCAUGGUUUCCACAACUUAAUAAUAUGACAAAGUUGGUAACACUAAUAUUGAGGAGUUGCAACAUUAUUGGAUCCUUGCCAGAGAAUCUUGGAAAAUUGACUAAUUUGGAAGUAUUAGAUGUUAGCUACAACAAAUUAACUGGACCAAUUCCAAGCAUUUUUGGUGAUCUUCGGCACUUGGAUAUGUUUUUUUUAGAAGGGAAUCAUCUCACUGGAUCGCUGCCUCGGUUGAUAGAUAAACCUCACUAUGUAGAUCUCUCUUAUAACAAUCUUAGCAUCGGCAACAACAUAGAGGAGCUACAGUGUCGACAGGAAACUGUGAACUUGUUUGCUUCAUUUUCUAAUGGAAACAGCUUAGGAAAUGUUUCAUGUUUGUCAAACAUUCCGUGUAAAACUUCAUAUUCUCUGUAUAUAAACUGUGGUGGAAAUCUUGUAACUGAUGGAAGGAAGACAUAUGAUGAUGACACGGGUGAGACUACUGGACCAGCAAGCUUUCAUAACGACCGUGGAAAAAACUGGGCACUUAUCAACAAUGGUCAUUUCUUUGAUACCAACCGCUUAAACUACUAUAAUGUGACUAAUUCGACUAAGCUUGUAAUGGAGAAUGUUGAACUGUACAUGAAUGCACGUGUUUCUCCGACCUCUUUGACCUAUUAUGGAUUUUGCUUGGGAAAUGGAAUCUACACAGUAAAACUCCAUUUUGCAGAAAUAAUGUUUACUGAUGAUAAAACAUAUAGCAGUCUUGGAAGGCGUGUAUUUGACAUCUACAUUCAGAGAAAUUUGGUGGCUAAGGAUUUCAAUAUUGCAAAAGAAGCAGGGGGUGUUGGUAAGGCAGUAAUUAAAAAUUUCACAGUUGUUGUGACUAGUAACGCCUUGGAGAUUCGGUUAUAUUGGGCUGGGAAAGGAACCACUUCUAUUCCAUUUAGAUCAGUUUAUGGUCCUCUUAUAUCAGCUAUAUCUGUUGAUCCUAACUUUAUACCCCCAUCAGAAAGUGGUAGUAGCAGCAUAUCCAUAAUAAGGGUUGUGGUUGCAGUUGUGGUUGCUGGAGCAAUUAUCAUCUUGAUAUUUGGUAUAUUGUGGUGGAAGCGCUUUUUAGGAUGGGAAAGAUCAGUGGGCAGAGAACUGAAGGGUUUAGAAUCACAAACUAGUUUAUUUACCCUACGACAAAUCAAGGCAGCAACAAAUAACUUUGACAAAUCCUUGAAGAUUGGAGAAGGAGGGUUUGGUCCUGUUUACAAGGGUGUACUAUCGGAUGGCACUGUAGUAGCAGUUAAGCAGCUUUCUGCUAGGUCAAGGCAAGGGAGUCGGGAAUUUGUAAAUGAGAUAGGCCUGAUUUCUGCUUUGCAACACCCUUGUUUAGUUAAGCUCUACGGCUGUUGUAUGGAAGAGGAUCAAUUGUUACUGAUUUAUGAAUACAUGGAAAACAAUAGUCUUGCUCAUGCUUUAUUUGCCAAAAAUGAUGACUCUGAGAAAUGUCAAUUGAGAUUGGAUUGGCAAACAAGGCAUAGGAUUUGUGUUGGUAUCGCUAAAGGUUUGGCUUACCUUCAUGAAGAGUCCAAACUGAAGAUUGUUCAUAGGGACAUCAAGGCCAAUAAUGUGUUGCUGGAUAAAGAUCUCAACCCCAAGAUAUCUGAUUUUGGAUUGGCAAAGCUUAAUGAUGGGGACAAAACCCAUUUGAGCACCAGAAUAGCUGGCACUUAUGGGUACAUUGCUCCUGAGUAUGCAAUGCAUGGUUAUUUGACGGACAAAGCAGAUGUUUAUAGUUUUGGAAUUGUUGCAUUGGAAAUUGUUAGUGGGAUGAGCAACACCAUUAGCCAGCCUACGGAAGAAUGUUUCUCUCUCAUUGAUAGGGUACAUCUCUUGAAAGAAAACGGUAAUCUAAUGGAGAUUGUGGAUAAGAGGUUGGGUGAACACUUCAACAAAACGGAGGCAAUGAUGAUGAUCAAUGUAGCCCUUUUAUGUACCAAAGUCUCUCUAGCACUCAGGCCCACCAUGUCUUUAGUGGUAAGCAUGCUUGAAGGGAGAACACAUAUUCAAGAGGUGGUGUUAGACAAAAGAGAGGUAUUGGAUGAUGUGAAAUUUUAGAUGAUGCAACAGUAUUAUAAACACUAAGGAGAAAAUAACAUAAUUGAGUCUCAGAGCCUAAGUGACCCUACGUGAGAAACUUCUAAACUUUUCGAUGAUACAAGUUCUGCUGGUGAGCAAAUUUAAAGUUAGAGAACUUAUAGAAAUGAACAUCUUGUUGUUGCUCUAUAUAUAUUUAGUUUUUGGCACAACUUAUUUUGCAAAACUGAAGAUAUGGUUCUUGUAUCUAAGUAAGUAAGGGUUUGAACAAGUUUGCAUAACCAAUUGUAAUAGAAUUUAAUGAGUGGAAGAAUACUACGUUUUCAA
Glycine soja is the source of this 3329-nucleotide messenger RNA. RefSeq names its product probable leucine-rich repeat receptor-like serine/threonine-protein kinase At3g14840. The transcript has 23 exons. The coding region runs from base 66 to 3023 and encodes 985 amino acids. Lineage: Eukaryota; Viridiplantae; Streptophyta; Magnoliopsida; Fabales; Fabaceae. Gene Ontology annotation, molecular function: protein kinase activity; protein binding; ATP binding. The record is from RefSeq and is a predicted model, not a curated record. Gene Ontology annotation, biological process: protein phosphorylation.